UCUUUGGCCAAAAGGAGCCUCUCCCUUUUCAGUAGUCAAAGCCAAAAAAGAGAGCUUAGCUUCUUUUUGAAAAUAUGGAUGACGCGUUAUGCGUUGUACUCUCCGCCGCAGCCAAGUGAGCACCCCACCUCUCAUCGACCCUUUUUUCCAUUCUCUUUUUUGGCAUUCGCACUUCUUUUCUUUAAUUUCUUUAUUUUUUACUAGUCCACACUUCGAUUGACCACAUUUCCACGCAUACAUUUGCACACACACAAUAUUUUAAAAGUAACAACCAGAAUCUCAGCGCAACAAUGGAGAGCCUAGGCACUGUAAUUCUGCACCCACUCGUUCUCCUUGGGAUUUCCGACCAAGUGACGCGCAUAGUCGCACAGCACACGCAAACCGCCAACACCAAGCCACGCGUGGCCUGCGGUGUGCUUCUCGGGCGGCAGCUCGAGAGCCAAUUCGAGCUCUCAUUGUCGUUCGAGAUGAAAAUGGACGAGUGCAGCACCGAAGAAAAGCCCGAAAUGGACUUUGCGCAUUUUAAUAUUCGGCUCGAACAGACCAAAAUAAUUUUCCCCAACUACGAUGUCCUCGGCUGGUACAUUGUCAACUCCAGCACAAAUUUAAACAAGGGGAUUAUGCAGCUCCACCAGACGUUUAUCAGCAGCUACCCCUCAGCGUUGCUCAUGGUGUUCGAUAGCACACUGUCUGGCACAGAGAGCCUCGGGGCAGAGUCGAGCAGCAGUUUGUCGCUGCCUGUGGCUAUUUACGAGACGCUGGCUCCAACAAGGAUUGAGAGCUCCAAGCUGGCAUGGGCUGAUCCUGCUGCUGUGCAAAAGGACGCCGAGUUCUAUGUCCAGUGCGCCAACGAUGGAUCUAUCCCGCUCGAGGCCAACACUGCUUGGGCAUCACGGCUACUACCAUUGAAGAUCUCCGUGGAGUCAGGCGAGGCCGAGCGCAUUGCCAUUGAGCACGUGGUCAACACAUCCAAAACCACGACAGAGGACAUCUACGCGUCGGAUGCGUCCGCCAAGCACACAUCAGCGCCCACAGACAAUACCGGGAACGUGUCCAAGAUGGCAGCGUUUCUGUCCAGCCAGCGUAACGCCCUGCAUAUGUUGCACAAAGACAUUAUGGUGCUUAAAGCGUACGUCGGCGAGGUGAUGGCUGGCAAUGCGCCGUUUGAUCCCGAGGUCGUGCAGCUCGUGCAGCGGGUGCUGAGAAACAGGCCUGUGGUGCAGAACGACGAACAGUUUGAUCUGGCCAUGAUGCAAGAGGCGACCAAUUUGCAGCUGUUGUCGUAUUUGGCUGGCAUUACACAUGCUGUAUCGACCGUGCGCGAUAUGGCGCAGCGGUCAAAUACUGCCUUGUCAGUUGGCAGGAACAGACAUGCAGCGUAUGUCAGCCCGGCGCCUGGCUUGUUCGAGGGCGGCGGCAUGUCUGAUAUGGCUUCAGGCUUUGGUGGCCAUGGUGGCCAUGGUGGCCGUGACCGCCGCGGGCGCCAGAGAAAGGCCUUUGAUGGACACUUCCGCUAAAUAAAUGUUUAAUGCUAUUGUGCUUUUCAGUUAGUAGUUAAAUGUAAAAUGUAGUUAUUUUUUCCAAGCCG
Molecule: messenger RNA, 1588 nt
Organism: Kickxella alabastrina
Lineage: Eukaryota; Fungi; Kickxellomycota; Kickxellomycetes; Kickxellales; Kickxellaceae
Exons: 1
Coding region: 291-1517 (408 amino acids)
Cellular component (GO): COP9 signalosome
Molecular function (GO): protein binding; metallopeptidase activity
Source: RefSeq, a predicted model, not a curated record